This is a messenger RNA of Fopius arisanus, 1090 nucleotides long. RefSeq lists its product as uncharacterized. The coding region runs from base 471 to 989 and encodes 172 amino acids. Lineage: Eukaryota; Metazoa; Arthropoda; Insecta; Hymenoptera; Braconidae. The transcript has 4 exons. The record is from RefSeq and is a predicted model, not a curated record.
GUAAGCACGUGUAGAAUUCAAUCUGUGUAAAUAGAGAAGCAGUCCAAAGUAUUUCUCAUGGAAAAAUUGAUAAUGGUACGAAUUAUGCGUCGCACAUUACUCGCCGAAUUUCGACAUACUUUGACCAAAAGUGUAUUGAACUAGUCCGAAGGUUGUCUAACUUAUCAGGUGUUUUUUGUUUUAAAUCUUAUUGAGUAAUAGAUACUAUCAGUUUUGUACACCUACAUCUACGUUUCUAGCUGGAACUUGACUAUAUAUAUAACGUAGUAUCGUGCUCAUCAAUUCAUUCGUCUUGGAUUCUGCUAUAAUAAUGAAAUUCGUUACUUGUUUUUACUUUGUACUAUAUGUGGCGCACUUUGCGUUGGCCGAGUACUCGGUAUGUUGUAAUAAUUUUCAUUUAGUUACUUUUUACCUCUGUCAGUCGACACAAACGCUAAUUUGCACACAUAAUUUUCGUGCGAAAAAUCUGAAUGGCACAUUUUCUUAAAAGAAUUUGGAACUCUCGUUUAAAUGAAGCCACAAGACCCUAUAGACUUAGUGAUGUGACCGUUAACCUUGUGAAUGGUAAAAUUCCACCCAACUCCUGGUGGUCUGGCUUUUAUCUUUCACCCCUUAAUAGAUGGUACCUUGGGAUUGAAUUUUUGAAAAACAUAACGGAAGACACUGAAAUCCAUGUCGAUACUACAGUACAAACUUUUGGAUUCUUUCGUUAUGAGGAUUUGUAUCACGAGUCGCAGUCUCUUUGUGAACCAAUCACUGAUAAUUGUGGCUUCUUAAAUUUAUUCCGGCAAAUGCUUGCGAUACCAGAAGGAUGUCCUGUUAAACCGAUGAAAAAAGUCGUAAAUAAAAUUUGGUUCCCGCUGCGAACGUGCCUGAAUUUCGAGAAGGACGUAACACGCAAAAGACUGAGAAUAUUGUUCAAUGUGUGGGAGAGCAAUGCGCUAACAGCCCAGAAUUUAGCAUCUGGCGUGUUGUACGUCGGUACUUAAUAUAGGUAGCACGAUAAAUGCUAUGAAAAUAUACUAAUUACAAUUUCAUGUGUCGUAUGUUGCGCAAUAAAUAAUGUAACGUAAUUGUAAUAUUUCCUCAU